Molecule: messenger RNA, 162 nt
Organism: Penicillium oxalicum
Lineage: Eukaryota; Fungi; Ascomycota; Eurotiomycetes; Eurotiales; Aspergillaceae
Exons: 2
Coding region: 1-162 (53 amino acids)
Source: RefSeq, a predicted model, not a curated record
AUGGCAACUCAUGCAGCAGUCUCUAUCAUAGAGGGUGCAGGGCCCCUACAAAGCGUGGCCAGCAUGAGCGGACCCGGCCAUACACUAGUGGCCGCGUCCGGCGCCAGCACUGUUGAAGCCUUGAAUUCAACGCUCACGAGUUUACCUCCUCCUCCCUGGUGA